Anolis sagrei ordinatus is the source of this 1568-nucleotide messenger RNA. It is a transcript of the gene TUBB4B, whose product is annotated as tubulin beta 4B class IVb. Gene Ontology annotation, molecular function: GTPase activity; structural constituent of cytoskeleton; GTP binding. Gene Ontology annotation, cellular component: cytoplasm; microtubule. The record is from RefSeq and is a predicted model, not a curated record. NCBI's taxonomy places the organism in Eukaryota, Metazoa, Chordata, Lepidosauria, Squamata, Anolidae. Gene Ontology annotation, biological process: mitotic cell cycle; microtubule cytoskeleton organization.
GAGCGGCCGUUACCUUGACGCAGCCAGUUAUUGACAACUGCAGUCGCUGUCGCUGUUUGUCACCGCUGCUCGUCUUCGCGCCUGACUGCUUUCGGCAUCCAUCAUGAGGGAGAUCGUGCACCUGCAGGCCGGCCAAUGCGGCAACCAGAUCGGCGCCAAGUUCUGGGAGGUGAUCUCGGACGAGCACGGCAUCGACCCCACCGGCACCUACCACGGCGACAGCGACCUCCAGCUCGAGCGCAUCAACGUCUACUACAACGAGGCCACCGGUGGCAAAUAUGUCCCACGCGCCGUGCUGGUGGACCUGGAGCCCGGCACCAUGGACUCAGUGCGCUCCGGCCCCUUUGGGCAGAUCUUCCGGCCAGAUAACUUUGUGUUUGGGCAGAGCGGCGCAGGCAACAACUGGGCCAAGGGCCACUACACAGAGGGGGCAGAGCUGGUGGACUCGGUGCUGGAUGUGGUGCGGAAGGAGGCCGAGAGCUGUGACUGCCUGCAGGGCUUCCAGCUCACGCAUUCGCUGGGGGGCGGCACGGGCUCUGGCAUGGGCACCCUCCUCAUCAGCAAGAUCCGGGAGGAGUACCCCGACCGCAUCAUGAACACCUUCAGUGUGGUGCCCUCCCCGAAGGUCUCGGACACUGUGGUGGAGCCCUACAACGCCACCCUCUCAGUGCACCAGCUGGUGGAAAACACAGAUGAGACCUACUGCAUCGACAACGAGGCCCUCUACGACAUCUGCUUCCGGACCCUCAAGCUGACCACCCCCACCUACGGCGACCUCAACCACCUGGUCUCUGCCACCAUGAGCGGCGUCACCACCUGCCUGCGCUUCCCUGGGCAGCUCAAUGCCGACCUGCGCAAGCUGGCCGUCAACAUGGUGCCCUUUCCCCGUCUGCACUUCUUCAUGCCGGGCUUUGCCCCGCUCACCAGCCGCGGGAGCCAGCAGUACCGGGCUCUGACCGUGCCGGAGCUGACGCAGCAGAUGUUUGACGCCAAGAACAUGAUGGCGGCCUGCGACCCCCGACACGGGCGCUACCUGACGGUGGCGGCCGUCUUCCGAGGCCGCAUGUCCAUGAAGGAGGUGGACGAGCAGAUGCUCAACGUGCAGAACAAGAACAGCAGCUACUUUGUGGAAUGGAUCCCCAACAACGUUAAGACAGCCGUCUGCGACAUCCCACCCCGCGGCCUCAAGAUGUCGGCCACCUUUAUCGGCAACAGCACCGCCAUCCAGGAGCUCUUUAAGCGCAUUUCGGAGCAGUUCACGGCCAUGUUCCGGCGCAAGGCCUUCCUGCACUGGUACACGGGCGAGGGCAUGGAUGAGAUGGAGUUCACCGAGGCCGAGAGCAACAUGAACGACCUGGUCUCCGAGUACCAGCAGUACCAGGAUGCCACCGCCGAGGAGGAGGGCGAGUUUGAGGAAGAGGCUGAGGAAGAAGCCGCCUGAGGCCUGCUUGCUGCCUGUUGGACUUUAUUUGUCUCACGCUCGUUUUUCCUGUUACUUUACUGUUCUGCUCUCCCUCUGUGUCACCUCUCUGAUGUUGUACAGGCAUUAAAAGCAUUUUUACCCUGCA